This is a messenger RNA of Callorhinchus milii (elephant shark), 3105 nucleotides long. RefSeq names its product abl-interactor 1a (gene abi1a). The coding region runs from base 75 to 1703 and encodes 542 amino acids. Gene Ontology annotation, molecular function: SH3 domain binding. Gene Ontology annotation, cellular component: lamellipodium; intracellular anatomical structure. The record is from RefSeq and is a predicted model, not a curated record. The transcript has 13 exons. Lineage: Eukaryota; Metazoa; Chordata; Chondrichthyes; Chimaeriformes; Callorhinchidae.
GAGGGGCGUGUGUGUGUGUGUGGGGGGGAGGGGGGAGGUCCUCGGGCAGCGCGAGCAAUGCAGAAAGAUGUAAGAUGGCAGAGCUGCAGAUGUUACUCGAGGAGGAGAUCCCCGCCGGCAAGAAGGCGUUGAUAGAGAGUUACCAGAACCUCGGCCGCGUCGCCGAUUACUGCGAGAGCAACUACGUCCAGGCCCAAGACAAGAGAAAAGCCCUUGAGGAAACAAAAGCGUAUACCACCCAGUCCCUUGCGAGUGUCGCUUACCAGAUAAAUGCCUUGGCUAAUAAUGUAUUGCAACUGCUGGAUAUUCAAGCUUCACAGCUACGGAGAAUGGAGUCUUCCAUUAACCAUAUCUCCCAGACUGUGGACAUCCACAAAGAAAAGGUGGCUCGGCGAGAGAUCGGUAUUCUGACCACCAACAAGAACACAUCUAGAACUCAUAAAAUAAUAGCACCGGGUAGUGUUGAACGACCAGUGAGAUACAUUCGGAAACCAAUAGACUACACAGUGCUGGAUGAUGUUGGUCAUGGAGUAAAGUGGCUUAAAGCCAAGCAUGGAAGUAACCAGGCAACGAGAACUGGGACACUCACACGAACAAACCCACCAACACAAAAGCCACCAAGUCCCCCAAUGUCAGGACGUGGAACGUUAGGACGAAACACUCCUUAUAAAACAUUAGAGCCUGUCAAACCACCUGUUAUUCCUAACGAUUAUAUGACGAGUCCUGCCCGAAAUGUUGGUGCAAACCAGCAGAGUCCGAGUAGAACAGCGUCACUGAACCAAAGGCCAAGAACACACAGUGGAAGCAGUGGAGGAAGUGGAAGCCGAGAAAAUAGUGGGAGUAGCAGUAUAGGCAUUCCCAUUGCUGUACCUACGCCCUCACCACCCACCAUUUUGCCAGGAGAUCUCCCUCCCCCUCCCCAUCUUCUGUCAACACAGUAUUCUCAGUUCCCGAAUGAUGUUCCUCCCCCUCCCCCUCCAUUGCCUGGUGGCCCUACAUUAGCACCAUAUUCUGUCCCUGCUGGAUCCCUUUCCCUACCACCUCCACCACCUCCACUGCCAGCGGGCAGUUUGAUAGCUGGCCCUGGUUCGGCUCCUGGUUCCCAGUACAGUACCAUGACCCGGCAGGUCUCUCGGCAUAAUUCCACCAACUCUACGGCAUCUUCUGGGGGCUACAGGCGAAAUCCUUCGGUGACUUCUCAGUUUUCUGUGCAAGCUCAUGUUAAUGGUGGCCCUCUUUAUACUCAGAAUUCAACAUCCCUAGCACCACCCCCUCCCCCUAUGCCUCAGCUGACUCCACAGAUACCUCUCACAGGCUUCGUGGCCAGGGUGCAGGAAAACAUUGCGGAUAGUCCAACCCCACCACCUCCACCACCUCCGGAUGACUUGCCUAUGUUUGAUGAGUCCCCUCCUCCCCCUCCCCCACCACCUGUGGAUUAUGAGGAUGAGGAGGCAGCAGUUGUGCAAUACAAUGACCCAUAUGCUGAUUCAGAUCCUAAUUGGGCACCAAAGAACUACCUUGAGAAAGUUGUGGCAAUAUAUGACUAUUCCAAGGACAAAGAGGAUGAGUUGUCCUUCAUGGAGGGUGCCAUCAUUUAUGUGAUAAAGAAGAAUGACGAUGGGUGGUAUGAAGGUGUCAUUAAUGGAGUUACUGGUUUGUUUCCUGGAAAUUAUGUAGAACCCAUCAUGCACUAUGCAGAUUGAAACAAACCGCCUGAUUCUUCAAGCUCUUUUAUUCCUUGACCAGCCUAAGCAUUUGGGGUGUGUAGGUUAAUGUGGGAUCGAUUUUUAUUAAGAUGUCUUCAAGGGUGCCAUUACUUUUCCCCUCCGCAUGGAAACUGACACGAUUAGACUGAAAAUGCAACAAACUUGUGUUCAGACUGACACUGUAAGGGUGAAAGUGCAAGUGCUGGUCAAACUUUUUCGACUUAUGGUCAUUCCUAAAUUGCAACUUAGUGCUUGUUGAUAGCAUGCAUAAAAAGCGAAUUUAUGUAUUGUAGCAAAUCAAUUUUUUUAACCUAAAAUGCUUCCAAUUUGUUGUAAUUUUCAGUUAAUCUGUGAGUACUCACACUAAAUUGUAAUCUCAUGAACUGUCACAGGAGUCUAUAAAGACAUUUAUGUGGAUGAGGCUUGGGUGUAUUCUAAUCAAAGUACAUGUUGUUGUAAUUUGUACUUAACAGGUUAAACAUUUUGUAUGGGUAAAUUUACAUAAUGGAAAGUCAUCUGUGGUCACAAAGUGAACCAAAGUGUAGUCUGGUAUGUUGUCAGUUCAUUUGUACAGUCGAAAUUAUCUGGACCAUUGGCUUUGUGUAACCCUCAUAAAAUUUUAUUGGAUAGUUUUACUAACCUUUAGAAGAUGGUGCAGUUUCUACCUUAUGAAUUCAGAUCCAGAUAAUUUGACUGCAAAAAUAGUUGUCACUGUUUCUGAAACUUGGGCCAGGUUUGCCUUCAACUCUGUCUUGUAGCACAAGACUGGCCAUUUGGCUAUGCUUCCCUAUUUCCUUUUGAGAGACAAUGUAAUGAUUUGUUAAGGAAUCAGUACCAAAUUCCUCAAUGUUUAAUAAUUCUUGCAUUUUGUAUUUGGAAAUGCAUUCUAUGACCAGAAAGGCCCCGGUAUCUAAAUCAGUGUUCAACUCUGUAUUUUCCAUAGAUUGUUUAAUUGCUUUUUGCUAUUCAAGGUUUCAGUGGUGAAGCUAAUAAGAAAACAAAAUCCCAUAUAUUGAUAAUCCAAUUGCUGUAUUGUAAGAAAUUUUGAAAUUAAAAUGGACCAGAGGGACCACCACUGUGCCCUCGUUCGGGGUGAGAUGGAACUUUUAAUUCCCAACACCUGAUUUACAUUGUGUUUAGUUCUCUAAUCCUAUUCUGAUUUAUCAGUGUGAUUAUGUACAACAAAGUUCCACAACAAUUGAUCUGUAAAAGUUAUGUCCACAGAUCAUGUAACAGGCUUUCUUAUUAACUUCUGCCUUAUGAUUGUAAGAAGCUUUAACAUUGUGAGACUUCAUUUUCUUUGACUUUAAAACUGAAAAUGCAUUCUUUAAUUUGUAUAUAACCUGUUAAUUGUAUGUACAGUCUUUUAUAAUAAAUCAUUCUCAAUAUAUAAAAUCAA